GGCCUGUUGAGGUCAGAGGAGGCGGGCAGCGCGUCCAAGCCUAGCGCCUGCGCGUGCUGGAGGCACCCGGGAGCGGAGACCGAGCGAGCGGCCUGAGCAGCUCCAGCCCGUGACACCUCCUGGGCCACGCGCCACCACGGCCUGCCCGGCAUGGAGGGCGAAUGCCGGGUGCUCUCCAUCCAGAGCCAUGUCGUCCGCGGCUACGUGGGCAACAGGGCGGCCAUGUUCCCGCUGCAGGUUUUGGGAUUUGAGAUUGAUGCCGUGAACUCUGUGCAGUUUUCCAACCACACAGGCUAUGCCCACUGGAAGGGCCAAGUGCUGAAUUCCCAGGAGCUCCAUGAACUGUAUGAAGGUCUCAAGGCCAACAACGUGAAUAAGUAUGACUACGUGCUCACGGGUUACACGAGAGACAAGUCCUUCCUGGCCAUGGUGGUGGACAUCGUCCGGGAGCUGAAGCAGCAGAACUCUGAGCUCGUGUAUGUGUGUGAUCCUGUGAUGGGCGACAAAUGGAACGGCGAGGGCUCCAUGUACGUUCCCCAGGACCUCCUUCCGGUGUACAGGGAGAAAGUGGUGCCCGUGGCAGACAUCAUCACUCCCAACCAGUUUGAGGCUGAGUUGCUGAGUGGCAGAAAAAUCCACAGCCAGGAAGAAGCACUCGAGGUGAUGGACGUGCUGCACUGCAUGGGUCCUGACACGGUGGUCAUCACCAGCUCUGACCUGCCCUCCACACAGGGCAGUGACUACCUGAUCGCUCUGGGCAGCCAGAGGAUACGGAAGCCCGAUGGCUCCACGGUGACCCAGCGCAUCCGGAUGGAGAUGCGCAAGGUGGACGCUGUCUUCGUGGGCACCGGGGACCUCUUCGCUGCCAUGCUUCUGGCGUGGACACACAAGCACCCAGACAAUCUCAAGGUGGCCUGUGAGAAAACCGUGUCUGCCAUGCAGCACGUGCUGCAGAGGACCAUCCAGUGUGCAAAAGCUGAAGCAGGAGAGGGACAGAAGCCCAGCCCUACUCAGCUGGAGCUGAGGAUGGUCCAGAGCAAAAAGGACAUCGAGGACCCCGAGAUUGUCGUGCAGGCCACAGUGCUGUGAGGACCACGCACACUCGCCCUGACACACAGUGUGCUGGGGUCUCCGUUUCCGUCCCUGUGAAGAGCUGUAACGUCUGCCUUAGAGCCAUGACUGAAACUUGACAUUUUGUUUCUUCCUGUGAGCCGGGUCUCAGCCAGUCUCAAUCGUGAAAAUGUGCCAUCGUGGUUGUUUUUUUGUUUUUUUGUUUUUUUGUUUUUUUUUAAGACAAACCUGUCGCAAAAAUAUGUGAUUUGGAAACAUGGUCCCUUCCCCAAAGGCUCUUGGCCUCUGACUGCCUCACAGUGACUCAUGGGUGUGUGUAAGGUAGGUGGAGGAGGCAAGCCUGCUGCCUGUGGACCCCUCUGUUGGCCAUGACUGCCAUUGCCCCCAGAUCCCUGAUUGUGCAUAGACUCUGCUUGUGCGGCACUGUCUUUUAAUUGUCUUAGGUCUUAACCGUUGGCAUCUGGGAGAAUUACGCCAAAUACCUUCAUUGCCAUUCCGGUCUUUUCCUUGUUCCUGCACUAGAGUCUCUGUGUCUGGCACUGCUGCUCUUUGGGUGUCCAGGAUGUCAGAUUUCUGCAGCUGUUGGACUGUGUGGGAAGGUUGCAUAGCCUCAUGCUUCGGGAAGCAUGCCAGCAUGUGGUCACUGUGGCAGGGACCUUUUAUGGGACUAGAACAUUCCAGGGAUCUGCAAGCCUCCUGGGUGUCAGCAGGAUCUCUUGUGAGUUGGGAGAGAAUUCUGGGAAAUUGACCAGCAGAGGGACCAGCUGCUGAGCCCAGAGUCUCUGGGAAGUUCAGGGAAGGCUGUCACACUGGUCUCUCGUGGGAACUCUCCCAGCCCUGAAGGACGGUCACUCAGCAGUGCACCUGUCACAUGCUGCUGGGCACAGUGUAUUGCUGCACAGGUGUUUGGAGAGACAGGGAAGGAGAGGCAGAGAUGGCACCUGCCCCUGGGGGCAUUCUUAGCCUCUGGUUCCCACUGUCAUUAGAGGAUGUGUGCCCGCCACAGGCGGAGGGGCAAGAGGCCUGCCCUUAUGUGAAACCAGCUAGUUCUCUGCCUCCUUGGGGGAUCUGUUCUUCUGCAGAGUACUUUGCACUGUGGGUUUGGGGGCAGCUCUUAGACCUUCUUAGGAGACUGUCACAUUUCGCAUCGCCUACUGCUCAAGGGUGACUUUCCUGCCUCAUCACAGGUUGGGGUCCCUAAUCAUCACUGUGAGUGGGGCUGGUCAUUCCUGACUAACCUUGAUCUCGGCACCCACACCUAGUUCCCUGUACCUCAGUUCUUGAAACUUGUCUCUUCUGAGAAGCCACAGCCUGAGGAGAAAUGGGAGGCUGGAGGAAGUGGAAAGUACAUUAUGCCUGCCCAGGCUCUCCAUGGGUACCUGGCAGCAGGCCCCACGGGUGGCCUCUGAGAGCCACAGCCUACCUUCACAUAGUUCCAGUGUGCCCUUCCCCAUUCAAAAGCAUCCCAGAUAGAGGAGGUGCUGGUCCACAUGGCCCCACACCGUCAACAUUCUGAACUUCCUGCCUUUCUGGUCACAGGCUGCAAGAUGGCUCCUUAGGUACAGGUGCCUGUUGCCCAGCCUGACAAGCUGGAGGACCCACAUGGGGAAAGCAGAGAACUAAUUCCUGCAAAUUUCUCUCUCUGUAUAUCUCUGUGUCUCUGCCUCUGUCUCUCUCUCACAUACAGAAAUACAUUAAAUAAGUGUAAUUUUAAAAAUUACCUUGUCCAUCAGUACCCCAGGACAAGAUUAGCUAGCUGUCUGGUAUGGCCAUUAAGUCUGACAUAUGUCUCCCGGCCCCAGUGGCAGGCCUCUGAAUCCCAAGACUUGACCCGAAAAAGGAAAGUCAUGGCCAACAGCUUGGAAGGAAGGAGCCACCUUGUCCUACGGCUUGACACAGGAAGAGCCCAUCCUGCCUCCCAGAGAGCAGGGAACAGCACUUUGCCAGCAAUGAGAGAAACUUCUUUUUCCUCUUUUAAAGUGUUGAAACUGGACUAGGGAAAUGGCCUAGCUGGCAAAGUACUUGCUACGAAAACAGGAAGACCCAGUUUCAGUCCCCAGCACCUAAGUGUGGUCGUGCAGUCUGCAUGUGUGACCUCAAAACUAGGGAAGUGGAAACAGGAGGGUCCUGGAGCUCACUUGCCAGCCAGUAUAUCCAAAUUGGUGAGCGAGCUCCAGGUUCAGUGAGGAGAGACCCUGUCUCAAAAUAAAGUGGGGAGUGAUAAAGGAAGACCCCAAAGGUUGACUGCUGGCUUCACACACAGUGAAAGAGCAGGCAUCGGGUAGAGGACAGCCUGUCUGUGUGUGAUGAGGUGAUGAAGUACCCCCUGGCACUGGGUGGGGCAGUUUUAUAUGUACUGGGGGUCUUCAGGACCACAGUCUGCAGCCACACCAGGGAAGGUUUAGGUCUUUUGCUGUAGCCUGGAGCUGAUGGGGGUAUGGAGGACCCUUUCUUGCUUACACAGCAGGGUGAGUGCCCCCACAACCCACUGAGGACUUCCUCUAAAAGCCUGAACUUGGGUGUAGUCUGAAUUGUCCUCCUAUGUUCUUUGGAGCCAACAGGACAAAGGCAGAGGUGGUGACUCAGGCAUGUGACUAAGAAGAAACAAUCAGAGCUUUGAGCACAGGCCCUGGGCAGAACAAGGCUUUCCAAAGCAAUGUCUGCUGCCCUGCCUGGCAGCAAGCUCAGGGUCUGAUCCCCUCACAUCCAAAUCAGUGGCUUCUACUCCACUGUCCAGGGUUUAGUAGGGAAACAAUGUAUUUGCAAAUGAAGCUGCAUUAGCCCAGUGUUGCCUGCUUCCUACUAGGGAUGUCCUUUGCUGCUGUCUGGGUGCCUCUCCCUCAACCUCCUGGAAGACUAAGAAGGAAUCCUGACAGGAGUCUUCUUAAACCGUUGCCUGGUUCUGUGAGAUAAUCCUGUGCCUCUAUCUUAGGUUUGCAGUGUGUUAAUGAUUGUAAAAAUGACACCGUCCUGUUCUUCAAUGUUGAGAGCCCAUUUUUUAAAAAGCUGCUUGAUUUGGAAGUGGCCAGGCCUGGCUUCACUGUGCUGAAGUGGGGGAUUUGAAAAGAGGGGACUGUGUGCCCCAUAGGCUACCUGAGUUUUCAGUGUGAUGUCACCACAAACAUCUGGGAUCAGAGAACAAACAGGCCAGGGAGUUAGAGGUUAGACCUCUGUUGUCUUUGUUGAGGAAGGCAGGGCCUCUGGAAUGGGGCAGGCUGGCCAGAGCAGCACCUGGUCCUUUGCUGUGCUCCUGGGCGGCUCCUGACCACGGUGCCCAGCUCCCAUUACUUCAAACCUCACCUUGUAAGUAUAGAACGAAGUGAAUGUAUUCUGUUUCUGAGCUCCUCACUUCCUUGCUGCCCUUUGAGGGGUCACUCACUUGGGGGCAGAUGGUCCAAACUGCUGCAGUUUUCAGGUGCCCAGUGACCACAGGCUGGGCUGACCAUGGCUUGCCUUGGCCCCCUCCAUGCACCUUCCUUUUAGGAUAGGUUAUUUACCUGGACCAGAGCAGGGGACUGAAGUUUGCGUGGACAGUCAGGGACCGAGGCCUUGGAUUGGCGCCCAGAUUCCUUGUGCCCUCCAGAGGGUGCCGCAGCCCAGACCCCCAUUUUUUUGCUGCCCUGCUGCCAGCCAGCAGGCUUCUCUUCUGGUUAUCCAGGAAGCUACCUGCACUGAGAGGCCCUGGAAAGCCAGGUCUGUCCCAGUGACAAAUGGAUACUGAGCACAGCAUCCACCACACUGUGGUUGAUUGACUCCCAAGUGGCAGUUCUGCGAGUUCCAGUUCACUGUGAGUUUCUUCGUAGAACUGCAGAUUCUGUAAGGAAAGCUGUGUGCUACGGAGGGCUUGAACAGGAGCUCAGCAGAUGAAUGAAUGUCCCUCCUCUGAGGAUCCUGAAUUAUUGAGGAGGGCCCUGGGGUGAAGGUGCAACUGAACAUCCGUGUGCCAAUCCCUGUUGCUGUUCCACACUUACUGUGGUAGCUGCAGAUGGUGGCUGCAGGAUUUACAGGUUCCAGUCUUGUGGAACCAGAGUUGUGAGAUUUCUGGUUCCAGUUGCACACUUUCAGCCUCUACCAGCAGGGGGCGCAGUGGGGCCAGGGUUGUGUCAACUGCCCAGGCAGAUGCUGGUGCCAGCAGGUUAAUCAACAGUCGCCAAGCUGGGAGAUUUGGUUGGUUGGUUUUUCAGUGUGUAAAUCUUUCUCUUAGGAUCCAAACUUUGGCGCCUCACAGAAAGUAGCUCCAUGUGCCCCCAGUCCUGCAUGACAUUCCAGGAAGCCAUUGCUUGGUCAGCCUGGCCAGAGUUCCUAAAUAUGGGUACAUUUUGCAAUAUGUGUGUCUUCCUUUUGAUUCUGGUUUAUUCUUGUUGCAGACAUUUUUCCAUGCAGUGAUUAAGAUAACAUUUUAUAUGCCAAAUUUCCUUUUCACCGCUCCCCGGUGUGUGUAUUUGCCUAAAACCACAAUUUACUGAUGAUUUUAAAGUUAACAAUACAUAAAAUUUUUACAUUAAUGGAAUUUUUUUUUUGCCUGGCAUGGUGGUAUACACCUGCAAUCUGGUACCCUGGAGGCUGAGGCAGGAGGAGAGUUAUGUAGUAAGACUGUGUCUUUAAACACAUACACAAGGCUAUACCUAAAAGUUCUCGUUUUAAAAAUUUUCUGGUAACAUAAACACAAUUUUAAAGACUCCCUCACUAGCUGCGCCAGGCAAGAGUGUCAUCAGAGCAAGUGUCUCGGUCUCCAUCUCAUUUCAGGGGGAUGAUGGCAAGCUGAACUUCCCCAUGCCCACAUCUCCUCUUUCCCUCCCCUAGCUCACUGUCCAGCCAUUUUCAGUCGUUCUGCAAUGGGAUACACAUUUCAAGUGGGAGAUACGAGCCUCCCUGAAGCCCAGGGGCCCCCUACCCUGCCCUGGUCAGCUCUUAGAUAGCCAGUUAGGGCUGCCUCUGCCCUGCAGCUCCAAAUGGGUGAAAACAGAGGGAGAGCCUGCCACUCAGACCUCCAUGCUUGGAAGCUCCCAGAAGGCCUUGAGGUGUAACCAUGACCAUGCCUCAUUCCCCAUCCUGGACCCAGCAGACCCAUGAAGGCAGGCUAUGAUGUUGGGUAAAACCAUGUCCGCAUCUCGCUGUCCAUAAAGGCAGGCGGAGGUGCCGCCAUCCAGUUGUGACCUGGGCUGGUGCUCGAAGCCUCUGAGCUAUACUCUCUCAGAGGACCUGGUUCCUGCCUGACAUGAGGGUGUGUCCUGAAGAUGACAGGACCAAGAGGGCUAGGACAUCCUUCUAGUGCCCCACAGAGCAGGAAGAUGGAAGCAAAAUUCCUUAAAAGCUCAGGCCUGAGUGAUUCACACCGGGGCCAUUUUCUGGAUGGUGUUAGGUAUGAUGUCAAUGUUUUUGUAAAUGGAGGUGAAUUCUUCAAGAACAUAGCUCUUGAGAGAUGAGAUGAGCAUGGGUGACAUCGUGAGUGCUCUUAGCUUCAUAGCUGCCUAAUUCCUGACGUGGAGCAGGUCAGAAUUUCACCCAUGUGUUACACACCUGGACCAAUUGGAAGAUGGGCUGCACCUGUGGGGCUGGCCCAACCCUACCAGUUCUCAGAGACCACAACUCUUUGGAGGCUCCCAGCCUUUCGAGCAAAGCACAGUUGGCCCCACAGUCUCUGCUGUGCAGGAGGGGCAUGCUCUGGGCUCAGGUGGUCUCUAGCCCAAGUCCCCCAGCCCUGCGUACUGUCCUCUGUCAGUGUGUUUGUACAACUUGCGCACCUGUCAGCACUGUGUCGCUGUGUCCACUUUGUGCUGGUCUGUUGACUCCUAUGACUGUGCACAAAUAAAUAUUUUCAUUGCA
Messenger RNA from Psammomys obesus (fat sand rat), 6897 nucleotides. It is a transcript of the gene Pdxk, whose product is annotated as pyridoxal kinase. The record is from RefSeq and is a predicted model, not a curated record. Bases 151 to 1089 code for a protein of 312 amino acids. Gene Ontology annotation, cellular component: cytosol. Gene Ontology annotation, biological process: pyridoxal 5'-phosphate salvage. Lineage: Eukaryota; Metazoa; Chordata; Mammalia; Rodentia; Muridae. Gene Ontology annotation, molecular function: pyridoxal kinase activity. The transcript is spliced from 11 exons.